Molecule: messenger RNA, 821 nt
Organism: Xiphophorus maculatus (southern platyfish)
Lineage: Eukaryota; Metazoa; Chordata; Actinopteri; Cyprinodontiformes; Poeciliidae
Product: myeloid cell surface antigen CD33-like
Exons: 3
Coding region: 11-715 (234 amino acids)
Source: RefSeq, a predicted model, not a curated record
UAGUCAGCUAAUGAUGGAUCUGAAAUUGUGGCUCUCAAUUCUGAUGGUUUGUGCGAUGGCUGAAUCUCAUAUCUUGCACAAGGACUGGCUCAUAGAUGUGCCAUCCAGAAUCCCUGUUCUUCAAAGCUCAUGUGUGGUCAUUCCCUGCGUUUACUUGUAUCCCGAGACAAAAAAAAUAUUGAACAGAUGGCGGGGAUUCUGGAAGAGAGGGGACACGAUUGUUGCAUCAAAUUUCCUCAAUUUGAGACUAGGGAAUGAGUUCCACAUGCGAUCCAGAAUUACAGGAACCCUUCAAAGCGGCAACUGCACCUGGCAGCUGUAUGGCGUCAGAGAAACUGACACUGGUCCGUUUUACUUCAGAAUUGAAAUUCCACAACAUAAAAGCUUCACUUUCUCAAAAAAUAAGGUGACCCUCAAUGUCUUCCGAGUUCCUAAGCCUCCCACCAUGUCUGUUGCAGUCCAAGAUCAAGUGACUGCCACCUGCAAAGUUACUCAUGUCUGUCCAUCAUCUCCUCCCAAAUUCUCAUGGAGCCACUCUGGAAUAAGGAAAACAAGGUCAAAAAAGGAAAAUAAAUGGUUGUGGUCAACAACGUCGACCCUCACCUUUACCCCUCAAGAAGCCGACUUCAACAUGCCUUUAAAAUGUACGGUGACAUUCCCUGGCAAGAAGACUACAGUGGGCUCUGUGCUUCUCAUCAAGAAGAGUACCAAGUGAGUCUAAAUAUGGAGUACUAGAUUAGAGCAAUAUUUUUAGUGCUAUCUGCCAUGAUGGCAAAGUGAUUUUGCAGAAAAAGGCCUGAAAUAGUAAAACUACAAAAAAA